This is a messenger RNA of Trichosurus vulpecula (common brushtail), 3879 nucleotides long. RefSeq names its product synaptotagmin like 2 (gene SYTL2). Gene Ontology annotation, cellular component: plasma membrane; exocytic vesicle. Gene Ontology annotation, biological process: exocytosis; intracellular protein transport. The transcript has 19 exons. Gene Ontology annotation, molecular function: small GTPase binding; neurexin family protein binding. The record is from RefSeq and is a predicted model, not a curated record. NCBI's taxonomy places the organism in Eukaryota, Metazoa, Chordata, Mammalia, Diprotodontia, Phalangeridae. The coding region runs from base 1 to 2862 and encodes 953 amino acids.
AUGAUUGACUUAAGCUUCCUCACAGAGGAGGAGCAAGAUGCCAUCAUGAAGGUCCUUCAACGAGAUGCCGAACUGAAGAGAACAGAAGAAGAAAGAGUCAGACAUUUGCCUGAAAAAAUUAAGGAUGACCAACAGCUGAAGAAUAUGAGUGGCCAGUGGUUUUAUGAAGCCAAGUCUAAGAGACACAGAGAUAAAAUCCAUGGAGCAGAUAUAAUUCGGGCAUCAAUCAGAAAAAAGAAACCGCCAACAAUUGCCGAGCAAAGUCAGAACAGAGCAGCCAGAGUGAAGAAAACCUGGGUGAAUAAUGUCGACAAAGACAUCCUCCUUCCUUCAGAGCUGCUGGGUGUCAUGGAAGAGCAAGAAGAAGAUCUGGGCGGGCAGUCAGAUUCAAGGACCAUUAUCUUGAAUCCAGCUCCUCCCACGUCAGAUGAAGCCCAGGAAAACCCAAGGAAGUUAUCUUUGUCUCCUACAAAGCUAAGGAAGAAUCCAUUUAAUAGCUCUAUAUUACCAGAGGAUAACGUAUCUUUCCAUAUCCCAAAUGAACCAUCAGAAAAUGGACGAACUGGCUUACUUCAGACUUCAAAAGAAGAUGCAUUGCUUUAUUCAAAGGAAAACAAGUCCACCCCAUACUUUCCAGACCAAAGAUUAGAGGAACCAAGACCAGUUGUUCUAGGACCUGUAGAUGGGUCCCCAGUGAAGCCACCGAUCCCCAAAGCCAGGAAAUUUAUUUAUAAAAAUAUAGCUAAUGUACAGCCAGAUGACAACCAGUUUCUUCCUAAACUGGGCCAAAGAACAGAUUCCCUGAACAGCAGAAGUGCCCCCAGAGGGAUCCUAAAACGGAACUCCAGCUCCAGCAGCACCGAUUCGGAGAUUGUUCGUUCUAAUCCCACCUUGGAACCCAGAAGCAAAAACAUGCCAGCCCAGCUUGUUAUUCACGAGGGAAAUCCUGAAAAGGAUGAUUCCGUAGAGGAUGAAUCUUCCCAGAAUCCGCUGGAGCCUUUAAAACAUGUGAGAUUUUCAGCAGUGAAGGAAGAAGUUCCUCAGGGUCCUGAGCUGAACCACGGCAGGGAAGUGGGAGAGUUUAGCCUUUUGGAGUCUGACAUGCCCAGGAGUGGAAUGGAAGGUGCAGGUGACUUUCAGGAGCUUCCAAACAAACCUGUGUUUUCCAGAUACAGAAAACCAGCCCAACAUAUGAGUCCAGCCUCUGACUCUUACCAGAUCAAUGGAACUAGCCCAUCAACUGAGAACAUCUAUAAUCAGAAAACCCAUCCUCAUUCAGAGAUUUUAACCGAAAGACAAUCUUUCAGUGCGGACUUGCCCUCUAACAGAGAGUCCAAAAAGGCAUCAUCAAAGCGGUUGAGCCUUGAAUCAGAGUUAUGCAAAAACCCUGCUGAUGAGCGUCCCCAUUGGGUUGAACCUGAAUCACCUCAGGUACAAGAUCUCAGGCAUUCUACCGAUCAUCAGCAAGGUUCAGAAGAAGAUUCAAAUGCUGUUUUGAAGGCUUUGAAAAGGAAUGCUGAUAGGAAAAUGCCUUCCCAAAGCCUAGAGGACAUUCCAUCAGACACAUCAAAUCAAGGCAAAGUAGAUUUUCUGCCAGAAGACUUAGUGCGUAGUGCUGAAGAUGAUCAGAAAACAGAUCAGCAACAAGCUGCAAAUGAAUACAUACCAGGAAUUUCCACAGUGCCUUCACAUCCUGAUAACCAAUUUGCACAUCCCGAAAACCUCAAAAGGAUGAGCAAGUCUGUUCCAGCAUUCCUCCAAGAUGAGAGUGAUGACAGAGAGACCGAUACCGCAUCAGAAAGCAGUUACCAGCUUGGCAGACACAAGAAGAGCCCGAGCUCUUUAACCAAUCUUAGCAGCUCCUCUGGCAUGACAUCACUGUCUUCUGUGAGUGGAAGUGCCAUGAGUGUUUACAGUGGAGACUUUGGCAAUCUGGAUGUUAAAGGAAGUGUUCAGUUUGCCAUUGAUUACGUGGAUUCAUUGAUGGAGUUCCAUGUUUUUGUGGCUCAGUGCAAGGACUUAGCAGCAGCAGAUGUUAAAAAACAGCGCUCUGACCCAUAUGUAAAGACCUAUUUGUUACCAGACAAAGGCAAAAUGGGCAAGAAGAAAACACUUGUGAUGAAGAAAACCUUGAAUCCUGUGUAUAAUGAGAUAUUGCGGUAUAAAAUUGACAAGCAGAGCCUGAAGAAUCAAAAACUGAACCUCUCCGUCUGGCAUCGGGACACAUUCAAACGCAACAGUUUCCUUGGGGAAGUAGAACUUGACCUGGAAACGUGGGAUUGGGACAACAAGCAGAACAAACAACUGAAGUGGUACCCUUUGAACCGCAGGACAGCACCAAUUGCCCUUGAAGCAGAAAACAGAGGUGAAAUGAAAUUAGCCCUCCAGUAUGUCCCAGAGCCAUUCUCAGGUAAAAAACUUGCUACAACUGGAGAAGUGCACAUCUGGGUGAAGGAAUGCAUUGACCUACCCCACCUCCGGGGAAACUACCUGAAUUCUUUUGUCAAAUGUACCAUCCUGCCAGACACGAGUAGGAAAAGUCGCCAGAAGACAAGGGCUGUAGGAAAAACAACCAAUCCUAUAUUCAACCACACGAUGGUCUAUGAUGGUUUUAGGCCUGGAGAUUUAAAAGAAGCCUGUGUAGAGCUGACUGUCUGGGACCACCACAAAUUAACUAAUCAGUUUCUAGGAGGACUACGGAUAGGCUUUGGAACAGGUAAAAGUUAUGGGACUGAGGUAGACUGGAUGGACUCUACUCCAGCGGAAAUCUCUCUGUGGGAAAGGAUGGUGAACUCACCCAACACGUGGGUCGAAGACAUCCUCCCACUCCGGAUGCUGCUCAUAGCCAAGCUGACUAAGUGAGAGAGAGCUGAGCCUCUCAAGGCCCAGGGGCUCCAUGGAAAAACAAUAUCCUCGUUUCCCUGCAUUAGAAAGUGCAGAACAGGUGGCAUCACUGGAAAUGCCACCACGUGGACAGAGGCCAUCGUGUAACUUCCCUUGACAUCCAGGGCAUGUUGAACUGCUAACCCGCAUGUGUCCUUAUGUUCCAAAACCAGAGGAAUUUGAACAGCGAGCAAAUAUAUGAUCGAGAUGUUACUUGACAUUAAAAGAAGCCCCCUAAGUAAGGCCUAUGAUCUGCAUGAACUAAUGAUGCUGCUUCAGAAGGAAAGCUGCCAAAGAAAUGGGAAGUGUGGGGUAGUGCUGCAGUGCUCUGUCUUUUCUGUAUCUGCCAAGAUGGGCUGCAUUCCCCCUGUAUCUGCUGCUUGAUCAUCAAAUAUUCCCUUGUUAGUUAUAGAUGUUUAGGGUAUGGAAAGCAGUCGAUGAUAAGGGAAGGUAAUUAAUUAUUGUUCUUGUUAAAAAUAGAAAACAAGCACAAUGAUAAGGACGUUGGGGAUGAGACAAAGGCUUGGCCACAUAUAAGGUGGAAAUCUAGUGGUUACAUUCAGAGGAAGGAUUCCGUGUUCAAUGAUGCUAAAUGUUUUGAUGGGUUAUGUACUUAUCUGGGAAACCUUCCUUUUAGACAUAUUUAUAUGUAUAUGCAUACCUAUAUACAUAUGGAGGUUCCUUGAGUGCGUAAAACAAAAUCUUAGAAGUAUGGUGGUGCCACCCACUGGACACAGAUGGAACUUCAGCCAAAGUUUUACUUAAAUAGGUCUUAAAGACAAGUUUUAUAAUAGCGUAUGUAAAACACUGAGCCUGUAAGGUUCUGUCCUUGUAACUGGGCUAAGUGAAAGCAGUGUCCUUUGGUUAUAUAUAGAUAUGCCUAGGAUUAGAACAUAACUGCUAAAUUAUACUAUUCUUGUUUCCUGUGUAUGUGUAAUUUUAAUACUGUAUUUUAUAAAACCUUUAGUCUUCAAAAUAAAUUCUAACAAGACUUCA